Serendipita indica DSM 11827 is the source of this 1548-nucleotide messenger RNA. The record is from the annotation of a GenBank genome assembly. NCBI's taxonomy places the organism in Eukaryota, Fungi, Basidiomycota, Agaricomycetes, Sebacinales, Serendipitaceae.
AUGCACGAGAUUGUCUAUCUUCAGCUAGGGAAUCUUCCAAACUAUAUCGGAACGCACUUUUGGAACGCACAGGACGCAUAUGGCGAGGACGAAGUGAAUCCAGAGGUCUCAUGGUCUAUUCGAGAGCGAAUAGAAGGGAUGCGGGCCAAAAGUUGUCGUUUACCGCCCAAGAUUGCUCAUUUUCGACUUUCGCAGUCAGUCUCGCUCAUUGCCUUGCCGUCCCUCUUUGACAAUCAUCCUCCCGUAAAUGAAGAGAACUUGGGAGGGCUACAAAACUACUCUGUUGAUUGGGAGCCUGGAACGAUUGACGGCUCUUCAACACCAAACACAGAGGAAACUUGGGGAGAGCGCGUGCAGACUCUAGAAGCGCCGCUUAUUCCUCCAUCUCGAUACUUGGAGCAACUACACAACCAGGACGAAAGCCAAGCCAAAGUGGGGGAUGAGAAUCAACUAAGUGAGACCCCCCGUCCGAAUCCAAGAGAGGUCCGCUAUUGGUCCGACUUUAGCCACGUCCAUUUUGCGCCAGAGUCGAUACAAGCGCUCUCUUCCUCUGUAGAAUACAACGCAAACGGCCUAGUUGCCUGGCAUGAAGGGCGCUCAGAUUUUGAACGCUACGAUGCUGAAAUGGACGUGAUGGAUGGUCCUGUCCGCCAAUUGGUCGAGGAAUGUGACUCUCUGCAAGGAUUCCAAGGCAUUGAUCAUUCACCCACAAUGGCAGGAUUUUCUUCCUGUCUUUCCGAGCGGAUCGUCGACGAGUUUCCAAAGGUACCUAAGAUACAGUUUACGCUUCUAGAUGGCUAUAAGGCAAUUCUAGGGGCAACCUCCGUUGCGCACUCACCACAGAGAAUUCUCUCGAACAUACUCUGUCUUCAUUCUCUCUCACGAUUGCACGAUACUGCGGUUCCGCUGAACCCAUACGAAAUGUGGCCGGAUUGCCCCUUGAGAGACCGACUUUCGUUGUUCGAGACGUAUUCUGAAUAUAAUAUCUCAGCAGUCUAUGCAGCUCACAUUGAGACCAUCACUUGGGGUACUCGACGACGGGGAGCGGAACGACAUGCCGAAUACAUGGUGAAUCGAAUGAACGUGGACGGAAGGAUGCCGUUUGCAUGUCUCGGUGGAAUAGUGCCGAUGAUCGAUCAAGACGACCCCUUUAAACCUUCCUCAGUUCUGGAUUUGACGCUUCCCGAGCAUCAAGGAAGAGCCAACGAUACUCUGACGCGAUACAACGUACUCAGAGGAGCCGUCGGUGAUCUACGGAGCAGCAAUCGUCCGUCAAUUGAGCUGAUUGAUUCAAACCCCUAUCCACUGCCCCUUUCUCACCCCCAAAUCUUUACGGGCGACAAGGACCCGGCACAACUUAAUUCGGUGCCUAUAUACAGUACUCUCGAGGUGCGAAAGUCAUUUGGACGAGUGCUAGCGGCCCAUACGACGUGGUGUGAUGAGUAUAUACGACGCAAAGGGGAUAUUGGUAGCACAGGAUUGGAGCUGGAUGAGAUGAAAGUCGUCCUAGAGGAGCUGCGGGCGGUAGAGGAGGUGUAUGGAGACUAG